Silurus meridionalis is the source of this 3965-nucleotide messenger RNA. RefSeq names its product NACHT, LRR and PYD domains-containing protein 3-like. Gene Ontology annotation, molecular function: protein binding. NCBI's taxonomy places the organism in Eukaryota, Metazoa, Chordata, Actinopteri, Siluriformes, Siluridae. The record is from RefSeq and is a predicted model, not a curated record.
UUCUUGCAGGUCUGUCCACCUGAUUCGCUCCCACAUUUUCCAUGAGAUGUUGCGUCAUCGUGGUUUGACGCUCAUCGUUGAAGUUACGCUGCUGUGGAAGUGUCUGUGUGUUGACCCUAUUGGCUUUCCAUACUUCAUAACUUCUUCUUGUUUUAGGUCAUGUCAGCUGUUUUAGAGGAAGUAAGUUUUUUCGAUUUGAAACAUUAAAGUGAUUAAUGCACAGCUGCUCCUGGACUGCACUCUGAUACUGAUACAGCAUGCAGGAUGGGUUUUUAUUGUUUUUGGUUUUGUAAAAUGAUCUUAUUAUUGCAUGCAGGUGAUCCGGAUGUUUCCGAACGUGAGUGAAGAUAAAUCGUAGUGUGGUUUUGGGAAAAGAAAGAACUGACUUGAGCCAUGAACACUCAGCAGAACACUGCUCCAACCCUGCCUCCUCCUGGACUCUCGGUUUGUGUGACUGCUCAGGAGCAUGUUAAUGUUUAUGCUCCUGUGCUUGUUAACACCACGAUCACUGAUGGUGCUACAUUCAGCAGCACAGCCAGCACUGCUUAUGCUCAAGCUGCCCGAACAGCAACUGAAAAGGAAAAUUUGGAUGUUCUUAAGAGAUUUCUGGUGAAUCACAAAGCCGACAUGAAGAAGAAAAUCGAGUGCAUUUUUGAAGGCAAAAAUGACGCAAGAAAUAAAAGACUUCUGAAGAAGGUCUACACGCAGCUGUAUAUCACCGAAGGAGAAUUCAAAGAAGUCAACAAAGAACACGAGAUUCUGAAAAUGGACAAAGCUUUUAGUGUUCAAAAAUCUCAGGAAAAACAAAUCAACUGCAAUGAGAUUUUUAAUGAAGAUAAUCGAGUAGUGCUCACCAAAGGAAUCGCAGGAAUCGGAAAAACUGUAUCUGUGCAGAAGUUUAUACUCGAUUGGGCUGAAGGAAAUGCUAACAAGAACAUAGACUGCAUUUUCCUCCUUCCUUUCCGAGAGAUUAAUUUAAUUAAAGAUGAAAACAGUCUUCAUGAAUUACUGCAGGAUUUCUACCCUGAUCUUGAAAAACUCAGUGAUACAGAUUUAUACAAACGUCUCCAGCUUGUUUUUGUUUUUGAUGGACUUGAUGAAAGUCGUCUUUCGUUGGAGUUCAGCACCAGUAUGGUGAGAAAGGUGACAAAAAAAGCUCCUGUGAAUGCUCUCAUCACAAACCUGAUUGAAGGAAAGCUGCUUCCUUCUGCUCUGAUCUGGAUCACCUCACGACCAGCAGCAGCCAAUCAGAUCCCUUCAGAGUAUGUGAGCUUGUUUACAGAAGUGCGAGGAUUCACCGAUAAGCAAAAGGAGGCGUAUUUUAAAAAGAGAAUAACUAAUGAGAAUGAAGCCAAUCAGAUCAUCUCACAGAUUAAGAAAUCUCGGAGCCUUUACAUCAUGUGUCACAUCCCCAUCUUCUGCUGGAUCACUGCUACGGUGCUUCAAGCAAUGCUGGUUCAAAAGAAUGGUGAAGAAAUUCCUGCUACACUGACUGAAAUGUACAUCCACUUCCUGCUUAUACAGAUGAACACCAAAAACCAAAAGUAUGAUGACAAGGUGGAACGAGAUGUGAAGAAACUGCUGGAGAUGAACAAAGGAAUGAUCCUGAAACUGGCCAAGCUGGCGUUUAAACAGCUGAUAAAUGGGAACAUCAUGUUCUAUGAAGAAGACCUGAUAGAGUGUGGUAUUGAGGUCCGUGUUGAUUCAGAGUGCUCAGGGAUGUGUGCUGAGAUCUUCAAGAUUGAAUCAGUGCUUCAUGAGAGGAAGAUUUACUGCUUUAUUCAUUUAAGCAUUCAGGAGUUUCUUGCUGCACUCCAUGUUUUCAAUUCCUACCUGAACAAAAACAUGGAUGAGUUAAAGUUUUUCUUCAGUGAAGACCCUCCUAAAGACACCCAGCUGGAUGUUCUCCUGAAGAAGGUAGUUGAUAAAGCCAAGGAGACUGAGAAUGGUCAUUUAGAUCUUUUUCUUCGAUUCUUGUUGGGAAUUUCACUUGAGAGCAAUCAGAAACUUCUGCAAGGAAUUCUUACAGAUACACAGUUCAACAAGAAGAGCAUUAACAAAGUGAUCCAGUACAUCAGGCAAAUGCAGAACAAGCCUCCUGAUUUGCCCCCUGAGACAUCCAUCAAUCACUUCUUCUGUCUGAUGGAACUGAAAGACGAAUCCCUGUACAAGCAAAUUAAGAAAUAUCUUUGUACAGACAAUUUACCAGGCAGAGAAUUAUCCUCCUCAAACUGCUCUACUCUGGCCUACUUGAUGUUGAUGUCUGGGGAUGUUUUUGAGGAGCUCCACCCCAAACAAUUCAACCCAUCCAAUUCAGCCAACAGGAGACUCAUCCCUGCUGUGAGAUGCUUCAGAAAAGCUUGGCUUGCUGGUUGUGAGCUCACUGAAGAGUGCUGGGAGACCGUGGCUUCAGCUCUCGAUGCAGAAAACUCUGCUCUGAGAGCACUGGACCUGAGUGAUAAUUACAGAAUUGACAAGGGAGCAAAGUUGCUUUCUGAUGGUCUGAAGAGUCCACAUUGUAAACUGGAGAUACUGAGGUUGGCAAAGUGCCAUUUCUCCCACAGCAGCUGUGCUGAACUCACUUCAGCCCUCCUCUCAAUUUCAUCUUCUCUGACUGAACUGGACCUGAGCUUCAACGACCUUCAGGACACAGCAGUAGAGCUGCUUUUUGCUAAACAGGAAAACGUCUUCAGUAAAUUAGAAAUUCUGAGGCUGAGCUGGUGUAACCUCACAGAGAAGAGCUGCUCAUUCCUCUCCUCCAUUCUCUACACUUUAAGAGAGUUGGACCUGAGUAACAAUGAUCUGAGGGAUUCAGGAGUGAAGCACAUUUCUGAAGGACUCAGCAAUAAACAGUGCAAACUGCAGACACUGGGAUUGUCUGGUUGUUUGGUGACAGAAGAAGGUUUUUCUUUUCUGGCAUCGACUCUGAGUUCAAACUCAUCAGUCCUGAAAGAUCUUGAUCUGAGCUACAAUAAUCCAGGAGAUGGAGGAGAACAGCUGCUCUCUGACCUACGGAAUAAUCCAAACUGCAAACUGGAGACACUCAAGAUGGAACCAAAAAGUAAACAAUUUAUCAAAGCGGGAAUCAAAAAGUAUGCCUGUGAGCUCACGUUCAACUCAGACACGGCCCACAAACAACUGCAUCUGUCGAACAGGAAGGUCUCAUACAUCAACCAAAACCAGGAAUACCCAGAUCACCCAGACAGAUUUCAGAGUUUUCGACAUGUUCUGUGUAACGAGGCUCUGAGCCAGCGUUGUUACUGGGAAGUGUGUACUGAAGGAGAAUCACUAGAAAUUGCCAUCACGUAUCCUGAUAUACAGAGGAAUGCAGAAGAUCUACCAGUGUGGGAUGCUCACAUGAAGUUCGGGUUAAACCCGGUCUCCUGGGCACUCUGUAUUUUAUUCAAAAAUCACGUGUUUGCCAGGCACAAUUCAGAGGACACCAAAAUAUUCAUGAAGGAGUCACGUCGGAUAGGUGUGUAUCUGGACUGGCCUGCUGGAAGACUGUCCUUUUACUUCAUCUCAGCAGAUACACACACACUUACACACAUACACACGUUCAUCACGGAGUUUAAGAAACCAGUGUAUCCAGGGUUUAGUCUGGAAGAGGGCUCUGUGACUUUGUGUCAGCUGGAUUAAAUAGAAAAAUAAAGGAUAAUAAAAUGAUAAAGGUGAUGAAACAGAUAUUAUAGCAGUGUAGCAUUCUGGGUUCCUGUCAAUCUGGUGUGCAGGAAAACCCGUUUCAUGCACAUAAUACGGAACAGAUGAUAUUCCUCCAAUCGUCACUAGUCUAGGAUCCUGUGAUCCAUUUCCCAAAGCCUGUUACUGAAGAUCUUUUGAAACAAUGACGCAAGAAUAACAAACAUACAAGCUGUAGAUCACAAAUUUGUCGAGUCAGAUGGUAUCUAGUAAAUAUAUUCAUUUAUUGGUCCAUUUGUUUGAUUCUAUAAUUACUUUUUUUGUAU